AUGAAGGUUGAAGUGCAAAGCAAGAAAUUGAUCAAGCCAUCAUCUCUGACGCCGAACCACCGUCGAAAGCUAAACAUUUCAUGCAUAGAUGAGCUUCAGCAUCCAGGUUAUGCUGGUUUCCUUUUCUACUACCGGGCCGAUGGCGAAAACCAUGAAGACGAUACUUUCCAAAGGCUUUGCCUUUUGGAGGAGUCGCUUUCAGAAACCCUGGUGAUUUUUUACCCUCUAGCCGGUCGGUAUGUCGAGGAAGGGCUCUUUAUCGAUUGUAACGACCAAGGAGUAGAAUUUGUGUACGCCAGAGUGAAUGGCCAGCUUGAUCAUCUCCUCCAGGGAGACUUCGACGCGGACCUGGUCGGCAGUUUGUCCGAGUUCCCGCUGGGACUAGCCAGCAAUCCCCUAGUCAUAAUUCAAGUGAACGUAUUCGAGUGCGGAGGACUUGUGAUCAGCCUACGCUCUUGUCACAAGUUAGGCGAUAUGUGCACCAUGGCGACAUUCAUGAAUUCAUGGGCUACCGUGUGCCGGAGUGGAAUAAAUGAACUAGCCUCGCCGUAUUUCGAGCUGUCAUCUCUAUUCCCAGUGAAGGGGUCGGUAGUCACUCGUUGGCCUCCACUCUGUGGUGGAGUAAAAUUUACGAUGAAUAGGUUCGUAUUCAGCGGUGCGGCCCUAUCGAGACUAAAACUAGCUGCGGCUAAAAAUGCGCGGAUAUCGAGAGUGGAGGUCGUGUGCGCACUUUUAUGUAAGGUGUUCGUAACCUUGGAUCAAGCAAAACACGGCCGCUUAAGGCCCUUUGUGGUUUGCCAGUCGAUGAACUUGCGUGGGAGAGUCAAUCUACCGAUACCAACAAAUGCGUUUGGUAACUUCUACACCAUGGUCGUUGGCCGACACACAAUGGAUCAGAAUGACCUGAAUUUCGAGGCGUUUGUGGAGGUGAUCCAUGACACCUUUGCGAGUGCCAAGACAAGGUACGCGGCGAUAGCGGACGGAGAAUCAUGCAUGAACAUGGUUAAGGAUUCUACAAGAGAAUCCAAGGAAUGGGCUCACAGUGAUGAAGAGAAUGUGGUGGCCAUUUCAAGCUGGUGUGGAUUUCCAUUCUAUGACAUCAAUUUUGGGUGGGGAAAGCCGGACUUGGUGAGCAACACCUGCAUUCCUGUCCGAAUGGUUUUUCUCAUUGAUAGUAAGUCUGACGGUGGAAUCGAUGCGUGGAUCAUACUAAGCCCAGAGGAGAAGGUUCUUUUUGAGCAAGACCCCGACAUUGUGGCUUUCACUUCCUAA
This is a messenger RNA of Syzygium oleosum, 1272 nucleotides long. Its product is annotated as acetyl-CoA-benzylalcohol acetyltransferase-like. The coding region runs from base 1 to 1272 and encodes 423 amino acids. NCBI's taxonomy places the organism in Eukaryota, Viridiplantae, Streptophyta, Magnoliopsida, Myrtales, Myrtaceae. The record is from RefSeq and is a predicted model, not a curated record. The transcript has a single exon.